AUGUCCAAGGCCCCGAGCUUUCGAGUCCAGCGGUCAGGUUCCAUUCCCGGGAAAGGAGGCGCGGAACUCCACGCUGGCGGUGAAGGCGCAGAAAUCGCAGCUAAGAGUCGUGAGGUCAUCGAUGGUCUCGAGAAACUUUACGCCACUAAACUUCGGCCCUUGGAAAAGCGCUAUGACUUUGGAGACUUCCACUCACCCCUUCUGAGCGAUUCCGACUUUGAAGCCAAGCCGCAGGUGCUCAUGAUCGGCCAGUAUUCUGUGGGCAAGACGUCAUUCAUCGAGUACCUUCUGGGCAAGCCUUUUCCGGGCCAACGUGUUGGGCCAGAACCCACUACGGAUCGCUUUGUCGCAGUGAUGCAUGGAGAGGAGGAACGGACAGUCCCAGGCAACGCUGCAUGUGUGUCACCAGAUCUUCCCUACGGUGGGUUGUCAAUGUUUGGUACAGCCUUCCUCAAUAAGUUUGAGGUAGCACAGCUUCCUGCCCCAUUGCUCAGCCAACUGACGAUCGUGGACACUCCGGGUAUCCUAAGUGGCGAGAAACAACGCAUUUCUCGCGGGUAUGAUUUCACGCAAGUGGCGCGUUGGUUCGCCGAGCGAUCCGAUCUCAUUUUACUGCUCUUCGACGCCCACAAACUCGACAUCUCGGACGAGUUCCAGCGCGUGAUCGAAGUGUUGCAGGGCCAAAGUGAUAAAGUGCGUUGCGUACUCAACAAGGCAGAUCAAGUGGACCAGCAGCGUUUGCUACGCGUCUACGGCGCACUCAUGUGGUCCCUAGGAAAGGUUUUAAAGACUCCAGAGGUCAUGCGUGUGUACCUUGGCUCAUUCUGGUCUCAACCACGUCAAAAGCACGGUGAAGACGGCUGCGGCGGCACUCCCGAGGCGCUCUUCGACGCCGAAGAGCGAGAUUUACUCGAUGAGCUGCGAGCCUUGCCGCAGCAUGCUGCUGUUCGUAAGGUAAAUGAAUUGGUGAAGCGCGCGCGACUUGCGAAGGUUCACGCGUGUAUUCUAGGACACCUGCGUGACAAGAUGCCGGCAGUUUUUGGGAUGGAGAAGAAGCAGCGUGAGCUGCUGGACAACAUGGCAGAAAACUUCCGAGAGGUGCAACGCAAGUAUCACCUCCCACCAGGAGACUUCCCUCCGAUCGACGCCUUUGUUCGACAGUGCGCUGAUAGGAAAUUCGCAAAGUUCCCGUCGCUAAAGUCACGAGAACUACAGGAUAUCGACGAAAUGCUCACCAAGGAUAUUCCUGCAUUGAUGGCCUCACUACCUAAGCACACGCGCGUGGGCAUCGCUGGUGUGGAGAAUCCUGAAAAUGGAAGUGGUUCGAGUAAAAAUCCAUUUGCCAGCAUAGCCCCUGCGGACAGACUGCAAUGGGAGGAGGAGCUGCUUGGGCGUAAGGCAGAGUAUGACGCGAUCUUUGCUACACUAUCGUUGGAUACCAUGGGACGAGCCUCUGGGGGGAGCUGCAUGGCGCCGCUGCAGAAGCAGGCUUCAACGACAGUCUCACAGCAGACACUGCGGACUAUCUGGGAUCUCGCCGACCAGUCAAAAGCUGGAAGUCUGGACGUCGAUGAGUUUGCCGUAGCCAUGCAUCUCUGUGCACUGGCCCAGGAGGGCCAACCUAUUCCUGCGGAGCUACCGACAUCGCUCGUGCCGCCUUCGAGUGGCAAGCAGCAGCCGCAAAUAGGAAGCCCCCUGCAGGCCAGCGCGAUCCGCCGACCGACGACUAUUUAG
Messenger RNA from Phytophthora infestans T30-4, 1734 nucleotides. RefSeq lists its product as uncharacterized. NCBI's taxonomy places the organism in Eukaryota, Oomycota, Peronosporomycetes, Peronosporales, Peronosporaceae. Gene Ontology annotation, cellular component: plasma membrane; cytoplasm. Gene Ontology annotation, molecular function: calcium ion binding; GTP binding; protein binding. Gene Ontology annotation, biological process: endocytosis; endosomal transport. Bases 1 to 1734 code for a protein of 577 amino acids. The transcript has a single exon. The record is from RefSeq and is a predicted model, not a curated record.